Messenger RNA from Maniola jurtina (meadow brown), 1838 nucleotides. Its product is annotated as esterase FE4-like. The transcript is spliced from 4 exons. Lineage: Eukaryota; Metazoa; Arthropoda; Insecta; Lepidoptera; Nymphalidae. Bases 99 to 1733 code for a protein of 544 amino acids. The record is from RefSeq and is a predicted model, not a curated record.
CAACGCGCAUAGUGCGUCUCUUUAUUUCAGCGAAAGGAUAUGUACUUGUUUACCUUUUAAGUAAAGUAAGGAAAACUAAAAAAACAAAAUCAUCUGCUAUGUGGUGGCGUUUGUUAACCAUAUGCGUGUGCGCAGGUAUAGUAUCAGGAAGCAUUACUUCAGGAUCGCUUCUGGUAAAUAUAGAGCAAGGGCCUGUUCGAGGUUAUAAACCACCACAAGGAGGUCUUUAUGUAUUUUAUAAUAUACCUUAUGCAACAGCCCCUACGGGACUAGAGAAGUUCAGGCCACCUCUCCCUCCACCAACAUGGACUGAACCUUUUGAAGCAAUUAAAAAAAACAUCAAAAUGUGUCCACAAUUGACAUUUGGGGGCAUUCCGGAUGAUCGUAUAAUGCAAGAAGACUGUCUAAUAGCUAAUGUAUAUGUUCCUGAUGGGGAAGGAAAAAAUCUCCCCGUCGUAGUGUACUUUCAUGGAGGAGCGUACCAAUUCGGGCAUAGUUCAGAUUUAGAACCAACAAAUUUGGUCAGAAAUAGAAAUAUCAUAGCUGUCAACUUCAACUAUCGUCUUGGAGCACAUGGAUUUCUUUGUCUUGGUACCAAAGGAAUACCUGGUAAUGCUGGAAUGAAAGACCAAGUGGCCUUACUUCGAUGGGUGCAAAAAAAUAUUGCUCAGUUUGGGGGAAAUCCGAAUGAUGUUACUAUAGAUGGAUGGAGUGCAGGAGCUUCUGCGGCUGAUUUAGUGACACUUUCGAAGACGACAAGAGGAUUAUUUCACAAAGCUAUACUAGAAAGUGGUUCCAGUACCGCCUCAUUCAGUGUCCAAAUUGACCCACUGGCAAACGCAAAACGCAUUGCAAAGGCACUAAAAUUUCAUGAUGUUGAUAAUAUUGAGUUAUUGGAGAAAUUCUUCCUCAAAGCACCAUUAGAAUCGAUAUGGUCUGUAGAUGUGGUUAACAGUAGAAAUAGUUCCGUAAUAUUUUCUCCAUGUAUUGAACGAGAUUUAGGAGAAGAAAUGUUUCUUGAUGAUCAUCCAAUCAAAAUUUUGAAAAUUGGUGACCAUCCCAAAGUGCCUAUGUUAUAUGCAAUAGCUGAAAUGGAGGGUAUUUACCGAACUGGUCAUUUUGGAUUAUGGAAAGAUCAAAUGAAUGAAAGAUUUUCAGACUUUUUCCCAGAAGAUUUACAAUUUGUGGAUGAAGAUGAUAAAAAAGAGGUCGCGAGGGUAGUCAAACAAUUUUAUUUUGGCGAUGAACCUGUGAGCGAAAAAAAUGUCCUAUCGUAUGUAGAUUAUUUCACAGAUGUAAUGUUCGCAUUUGGCACAUCGAAGGCUGUACAAAUGCAAGUGGAAGCUGGUAAUGACCAAAUUUACCUAUGUAUAUAUGGUUUCACUGAUGAAACGGAUAAUUACAUUAUACAUACAAAUGUUCGUGGAGCUUCUCAUUGCGCUCAGACAGACGCGGUACUGGACCAAGGAGACGAAACUAAGCUUUCUGUAGAACGUCAAAAUAUGAAGGGCGUUAUGAGAGAUCUGUGGGGAAACUUUAUUGUGACAGGAAAACCUGUUCCUGAUGGUUCAGCACAUUAUCCAGCAUGGCCGCCAGUUGGUGUCAAUCGUGGACCUUACAUGUACCUGACCAGUAAUCUUGAAUUGAGACGCACAUUCAUCGGAGAUCGUGGGCGUUUCUGGGAUCAGAUUUAUAAAAAUCAUUUUAGGAUUCCAAUACCACCACGUCCUUAAUUCAAAAACUUCAUGAACUGCAAAAUUAAUGAUUGUAACGUUUUGUUUGUGAUUGUCUUGUUUUAAUUGUUACUUUAUUCAUCAUUAAUCAAUCAUUUGUUUUUA